Messenger RNA from Solanum tuberosum (potato), 751 nucleotides. RefSeq names its product glycine-rich protein HC1-like. The record is from RefSeq and is a predicted model, not a curated record. Bases 49 to 513 code for a protein of 154 amino acids. The transcript is spliced from 2 exons. NCBI's taxonomy places the organism in Eukaryota, Viridiplantae, Streptophyta, Magnoliopsida, Solanales, Solanaceae.
AUUUCUUCAUCCUUUAAUUAAUAUAAGUAAGCUUUAAAGAAGAAAAAAAUGAUGGGUUCCAAGGCAUUUAUAUUUCUUUGCCUUUUUGUAGCUAUUUUUGCAAUGAUAAGCUCUGAGGUUGUAGCUAGGGAGUUAGCGGAGACUUCAUUGGAAUCAGAUAACAAGAAUGAUGAACACACUGACGGACGUAGCGGAUAUAACGGAUAUAAACCCCCACAUGACGAAUACAACUAUGGAUAUAAACCUCCUGGUGGCGGACAUAAGCCUCCAGGUGGCGGAUAUAAGCCUCCGAGUGGCGGAUAUAAGCCUCCGAGUGGUGGAUAUAAGCCUCCAGGUGGUGGAUAUAAACCCCCACAUGGUGAAUAUAAGCCUCUGCAUGGUGGAUAUAAACCUCCAGGUGGCGGAUACAACCCUCCACAUGACGAAUAUAAACCACCCAGUGACGGAUAUCACCCCCCAGGUGGUGGUGGCGGCGGCGGACAUCACCCCCCACAUGGUGGAGGCCAUGAUUAAGUGACUAGCCAAUUGCCUCACAACAAAUCAUGAUGUGUACUGUUAUAAAGCUAUGGUAUACGUACGUAGUGGCAAGAUUAGUACCAGUAAUAUAAUAGUCUUGUUGCUUUUAGACCAGAUUAUUGUAUCAAUAGUAUGAAUAAAACGCAUGAUAUGAAUUGUUGGUCAUAUAAUAUUUUGUUGUACAAUAUAUUAUGUGAUGAAUAUAUUUUCAUAAUGUACGUUUCUUCUUAUAUCA